Molecule: messenger RNA, 2750 nt
Organism: Alligator sinensis (Chinese alligator)
Lineage: Eukaryota; Metazoa; Chordata; Crocodylia; Alligatoridae
Gene: POLR3F
Product: RNA polymerase III subunit F
Exons: 9
Coding region: 97-1041 (314 amino acids)
Biological process (GO): transcription by RNA polymerase III
Cellular component (GO): RNA polymerase III complex
Source: RefSeq, a predicted model, not a curated record
GGUUAGCGUCAUCAGUGCGCGCCGCACGGCCCUGGUGCCGCUGUCGGGGAGUUGUUCGUGAGGAGCGCGGAGGCGUCUCUCUCCUCCCUCAGCGCCAUGGCUGAGGUCAAGGUGAAGCCCGAGGUCCCGGACCCGCUGGACGUAGAGAACAGGAUCAUCGAGCUCUGCCAUCAGUUUCCCCACGGCAUCACGGAUCAGGUGAUCCAGAACGAGAUGCCCCACACAGACGCCCAGCAGCGGGCCAUGGCCAUCAACCGGCUGCUCUCCAUGGGACAGUUGGACCUUCUCAGGAGCAAUGCAGGUCUUCUCUACAGAGUCAAAGAUUCUCAAAAUACUAGUAAAAUGAAGGGAUCUGACAACCAAGAGAAGCUGGUCUAUCAAAUUAUAGAGGAUGCAGGCAACAAAGGUAUUUGGAGCAGGGAUAUUAGAUACAAAAGUAAUCUGCCUUUAACAGAAAUCAACAAGAUACUGAAAAACUUGGAGAGCAAAAAACUCAUUAAAGCUGUUAAGUCCGUGGCGGCCUCAAAGAAGAAAGUGUACAUGUUAUACAACCUACAGCCUGACCGGUCUGUGACUGGUGGGGCAUGGUACAGCGACCAAGACUUUGAGUCUGAAUUUGUGGAAGUACUAAACCAACAGUGUUUUAAAUUCUUACAGUCCAAGGCAGAAGCAGCUCGAGAAAGCAAACAGAACCCUAUGAUACAGAGAAACAGUUCUUUUGCUUCAUCCCACGAGGUGUGGAAAUACAUUUGUGAGUUGGGGAUCAGCAAGGUGGAACUGUCAAUGGAGGACAUUGAAACCAUUUUAAACACACUCAUCUAUGAUGGAAAGGUGGAGAUGACCAUCAUUGCUGCAAAGGAAGGGACAGUGGGCAGUGUGGACGGACAAAUGAAACUGUACAGAGCUGUCAAUCCUAUCAUACAACCUACUGGACUGGUUCGAACCCCUUGUGGUCUCUGCCCAGUUUUUGAUGAUUGCCAUGAAGGUGGUGAAAUUUCCCCAUCAAACUGUAUUUAUAUGACAGAAUGGCUAGAAUUUUAGUAGCAGAAUAAAAACUAUGAACUGUGUCCACACUUCGCAGCCUAAGUUGGUGAUCCAACUUGUUUUUUUUUAACCCUGGAUGAUGAUUUUUUUUGUAAGCGACUUCAAGAUAUGAAGUUCAUUUGUUUUUAAACACAUGAAGAAGCAACAUAUUUGUUUGUUAGCAGCUGUGACCGAGGACUAAAAGCCAUGAACUACUUAAGAUCAAGUUACUGAUAGAAACCUAGACCUGUUGCUGCACAAAAAAUGGAGGAACACUUGUGUGACAGAUGCCACAAAUGGUUCUGGAGUAUUAUAAAAUCCUGAGGGUUUCUGUACAGCACUCUGCCAUAAGCUUGAAAAUGAGUCAUUUGCUUUAACAUUGAUAAAGGAUAUGAGUCCUAAAUUUUGUCUUCAGACAAGUAAUACUGAAGAAGAAAGUCUCAGUCUGAAAGGCAGCACCUUACUCCAGGGAUAGCCUAAGUCUGGCUGGGGGCUGAAAUUGUAAUACCACAACUGUUCUAAGCGGGUGGUCCAGCAUCACUAACUGAUUCCUUCUCAUCCUCCUUUCACCUUGAGGUUAAUUAAACUCUCUUUGACUAACCUCUUCUACAUGGGCUUGUUUUCUCCCUUCCUGCUAUUGCACCAUAAUCUGCUGAUGGGUACCUGGUGCUUAGCUUUCUGUGCCACUUGGCAAACAACCGUAAAAAGCUUUAUGUUAGUCUGUUUCAAUCUCAUCUGAUGGCUAAAUUGUGCAACUGGGGUAUGGGGCAAAGUAUUCAAAUACAUUACUUUAAGGAAUAAAGGUACCUCUGGAAGAGAGAAAUCCCUGCUGUCUGUUAGCUACAGUAUUUUUCAUGGAUGAUGUGAAAACUCUUGCUACUGUUGUGCUGUCCAUUAAUCAGUUCUCUUAGCUUUGUUUUGUGGUUUAAGGGAGAAAUCUGUUAUCAAUACAUUGUCAAAACCUGUUGUUCUCUUUCUUUCUUGUGGAUUGGAAGCCCUGUGAAAACUUUAUCUUUGCAUUCCUUCCCUUCUUCUCUGAUGCUACGUUGAGAAUAUAAUUUAUCAAUAGCCUGUGUUCAUCUGUUCCUUUUGUGGACUGCAUUGUCUUGACCUGUAUGCUGGCUGAUAGACAUUAGUUAGCUUAUUGUGAACAGAGCUUAUUGUGAACAGAUCUGUGCCAGAUCUUGAGUUGCAGGUAUUUUUCUGACAAAGAUUCAGAUGAUCAUGUGCAACUUAAGGCUAUGAACACUCAUUUUUUGUGCUGCUUCAUCACCCUAGUUGAGUAUAUGAGCUUGUUAUCACUCGUGCCCCAUGGUGAUUAAACAACUACUCAGGAAAAGACAUCUCUUUGUUUGCAAAAGUAUUGCAGUGUUUAGUAUACAUGUUAGAAAAGUGAGGGUGGCAUGUCUAGUUUAGGCUAGAAGUUUUAACCCUCUGGUUAGUUCAAAUCAAGCUAGACUAAUAGUGACCAAAACUCAUCUGGAAGGUGGUCUUGGAGGCAAUCUUCAUACUUAGCAGGGGUCCAGAUCUUGCUUGGUAGCAGUCCGGGGUAAAAAAAAGGCCAAGGACUCGAAUUGGGCUGGAAGUAUCCCUUUUGCUGCUCCAAGCUUCCUGUUGGAACAGGCCAUUAAAGAGGAAGUUUGCAUGAGCUGUCUGUUUUAUAGAUAAAGAGUGUUUCUUCCCUACCACAAUCAUUGCAACAAUAAAUUAACAAUAUAAAGAAAUGA